AUGUUUGAAUGUAAACUUGAUGGCAUGUUUCUUAGACGUCUUUUUGAGUCCUUGAAGGAAAUCUGCAGCGACGUCAGUAUAGACUGUUCAGACGAAGGUCUAACCAUGCAGGCCAUGGAUAACUCACACAUUUCUCUAAUUCAUUUAAAAUUAGCGCCAGAUUUCUUUCACCUAUAUCGUUGCGACUUGCCGUGCACACUCGGCAUUAAUAUAUCGUUUAUGCUGAAAAUUCUAUCAGUGGUCAAGGAGAAAUCCCUGAUUUACUUAUCAAGGGGGGAUAUGUCAGAGGAUCCGGUGCUCAAUAUAAGAAUAAUUGAGGAUGUUGGCGCCAAUUUGACUCUAGAAUCCGACUCUCUGGAGGCACAAGUUAAACUGAUUGAAGUUGAUAGGGAGCACCUUGAAAUCCCGUCCUGCGAUUACUCCUGCAAGUGUGUCAUGAACUCUAAGAAGUUCCAGGAAUUUGCCAAGUACCUGCACUCGAUCGGGGAAACUGUGACCAUAAGCAUGUCAGAGAACGAGAUGAGACUGGAAACGGAAGGAGAAGGAAUAAGAGCGAGCAAGAGGUUCCACUCGGACGUGGGCGAGGUGCGAGUAACGAGCAUCGAGAACCUGUCUCAAAUAUUCGCAACUCGGUACCUGGUCUUAUUCUCUAAGGCAACUAAUUUGGCGGAGCAGGUCUCAAUAAACCUAUCGGCAGGAAUACCAUUGUCGGUGAAGUUCGGGUUCAGUGACGAGGAGGACACGAGUUUCAUAAAUUUCUACCUAGCACCAAACAUAGAGGAAUAA
Molecule: messenger RNA, 786 nt
Organism: Theileria orientalis strain Shintoku
Lineage: Eukaryota; Apicomplexa; Aconoidasida; Piroplasmida; Theileriidae
Product: proliferating cell nuclear antigen 2
Exons: 2
Coding region: 1-786 (261 amino acids)
Biological process (GO): regulation of DNA replication; leading strand elongation; translesion synthesis
Cellular component (GO): PCNA complex
Molecular function (GO): DNA binding; DNA polymerase processivity factor activity
Source: RefSeq, a predicted model, not a curated record